AUGUCAAAUUUUAAUUGUCAAAAGCAGCCUAUAGUUGCUCCUUCAUCAUCAUCAACUGAAAACCCAUCGUCUCCUGAUGAUCGCGAUAUUCCCACUUCCGCUCAACCUAAAUCGAUUCUGGAAAAUGAUCCAAAUCGCUUAAUUUACCCACCGAUUGGCCGUGGUGAUUUAGAUCCUUCCGGACAAGGAAUUGGUGGUGGGAUGUUAUCAUCAUCAACUGAAAAUUCAUCGUCUCAUGAUCCAAAUCGCUUAAUUUAUCCACCAAUUGGCCGUGGUGAUUUAGAUCCUUUCGGACAAGGAAUCGGUGGUGGGAUGUUAUUCGACCCAUUCUCUGGAAAUCGUUUUCGACCUGAACGUGGUCCACCUGUGAAUAUGCCACGUGGAGCAUUGCCGCCGGGUGCUCGUUACGAUCCUACCUGA
Dermatophagoides farinae (American house dust mite) is the source of this 420-nucleotide messenger RNA. Lineage: Eukaryota; Metazoa; Arthropoda; Arachnida; Sarcoptiformes; Pyroglyphidae. The record is from RefSeq and is a predicted model, not a curated record.